AUGAAUAAAGUUAAUAUAUUAAAAUCUUUAAUUUCAGUUAAUACUAAAUUAAAUAAUUUAAAUAAUUAUUAUUCUAGUAAACUUUUAUCACCAUCAUCAUUGUUAUUAUCAUCAUCAUCAUCAUCAUCGUCAUCAAAAUUUUAUUAUAUUCAAAGAAACUACAGUGAUACACAUAAAGAUAAAAAAGAAAAGUAUUAUAAUAAUAAUAAUAAUAAUAAUGAACCCCCUCCACCAAAGAUUAUAGUACCAAAAGAAAAAUUAAAUCUUCAAUUUUCAAGAUCAAGUGGUGCUGGUGGUCAAAAUGUUAAUAAAGUAAAUACAAAAGUCGAAGUCAGAUUCGACCUAAAUAAAGCAGAUUGGAUACCGCCCUAUGUAAAAGUUAAUAUGAGAAAUGUAAAUGAUGAUGAUGAAUUUAUAAUAACAUCAAGUAAACAUAGAUAUCAACAUUUGAAUAUAAAUGAUGCAAUGGAUAAGUUGGACGAUAUAUUAAAAGAUUGUCAAAUAAUUGAAAAGGAAAGAAUUGCAACUGAAAUUCCAUCCUAUGCAAAUGAAAGACGUUUACAUGAUAAAUCAAUUAAAAAAGAAAUAAAACAAUCAAGAAAAAAGCCAUCAUUUGGUAGUUAUUUUGAUUAA
Molecule: messenger RNA, 633 nt
Organism: Dictyostelium discoideum AX4
Lineage: Eukaryota; Evosea; Eumycetozoa; Dictyosteliales; Dictyosteliaceae
Exons: 2
Coding region: 1-633 (210 amino acids)
Biological process (GO): translational termination
Molecular function (GO): translation release factor activity
Source: RefSeq, a predicted model, not a curated record